Sphaeroforma arctica JP610 is the source of this 1475-nucleotide messenger RNA. RefSeq lists its product as hypothetical. Lineage: Eukaryota; Ichthyosporea; Ichthyophonida. The record is from RefSeq and is a predicted model, not a curated record. The transcript has a single exon. The annotation marks the transcript as partial.
AGAGUAUACAACCUUGUAGACAUUCAUUCAUUGUAAGCAUGCAAGUAUCCAGCAGACGAUCGUCUAUAAGCUCAAAGGGUUCAAUAAUGACCGACGCUGCAUCCGCUUGUGCUCAUUGCCACCAAGCUGGUGAGAAUGAAGAACUAUUUAGAUGCGAUGGUUGCUAUAGCGUCUUCUACUGCAGUGCUGCCCAUCAGACGAUAGACUGGGAGGCGGGUCAUUCCGAAGAGUGUUCAAUUCUCCGACACAAACACAAUUAUUCAUCGGUAGAAGCACAAACUCUAGAAGGUAUUGAUAAUUGUCCACACAUGGUCGUCGAAGCAAGAAGAUUGUACGAAGAAGCAAGGUCGGGUAAUCUGAAUAUAAAUGAAGACACCAGGAUGGGUAUGAUCGAGAGUGCGCAUGUUCUAAUGCUGCAGUCCAUGGAGCUCACCGGUAUGCCAAGCGAACAAGAGGAUUUUGAAAUCAGAAAAAAACGAGUACUAUUUGUGCAAGUAUCAUCUUUCCACGCAACACUGUUUGUGAAUAGAUAUUUGCAGAGUGACCCAAAGAAAUGUCGCCACCUUGUUGAAGACAUAUAUCGAGACCAGUGUCGCUUCAUGCAAAUUACACGGACAACAACAGUAAUGACACGUGCUCUAGUGCACAGUAUGGAAAGACAACAUGAGAAGUUACUUGGGGACAUCGACCAGUUCGAAGGAAAAAUCCCAUCCGCUAUAGAGCACUACGCAGUUGCGUUAGAUAUAUUCACCGCAUCGAGUGUGUCCGAUGCCGGUCGAUUACACGCCGACGGUACCAGCUGGUUCUACAAGGUUAUGUGCAAGUUUAUCAAAUGUGUGAUUCAGGGCGAACAAUACGAGAAUCUUGCAUGGGUUUAUGAUCACGUCGUCAAGGCUAGUCCAUCAUCGUUCGGGAAUGAUGAACGACGCCGUCGAAUGCUACAAUGCGAAUGCUUCCGUAUAUACACAAAACUACUUCAGCCAUUGACUCCAAAGAUUUUACGACGGGAUCCUAAUCUGCUGACUGGUAGAAUGCAAUUAUUGGGAUUUAUUGUCCCCGAAUUCCAGCGAUUUCAAAAGAUGUGCAUAAUAGCUGAUGACUUUGCACUCUGGACAGCUGCUACAUCCUUCUAUUCCACUAUCUUGCGCCGGAAUGGACAAGGGGCUGCUGCCUUCCUGGAAGCCAUGAAAAUCGCUAAAGUACAUCAAUGUGGCCAAACAGCGUCCCAGUGUAGUUUUUUGACCGCUGCGAUGGAGCUGUGCACACACAAAAAACAGCCAGUGGCGAAAUCCGAUAAGUGCUUGGUAGCACCCAAAGUUUAUAUAUGGGGAGAUUGGAGAGAAGAAUGCAUCAAUGGAAGAAUAGAACCGAAUGAUACCGGUCAUAACAGUGAGGCGGACUCCGGCUAAACCUCCAUGUGACGAGAGAAUGUAAGAAUAUAUUAUAAAUAAUCUAAUAUUAAAUCUGAUCUACAC